Messenger RNA from Gadus morhua (Atlantic cod), 2595 nucleotides. RefSeq names its product zinc-binding protein A33-like. The record is from RefSeq and is a predicted model, not a curated record. Lineage: Eukaryota; Metazoa; Chordata; Actinopteri; Gadiformes; Gadidae. Gene Ontology annotation, molecular function: zinc ion binding; protein binding. Bases 260 to 1693 code for a protein of 477 amino acids. The transcript is spliced from 4 exons.
UGAGGUCGAUUUCUGGGAGUUGGCUUUCCAUACAUGGACAUAUUCAAUACGGUUGUUUCCUGCUUGCGAGACGCAGGGCGCGCGCAAACAUACGCAAACACACAUGGACCUGCCCAAUUCCAUAAGUUUCAUUUUCUGUUUUGUCAGCGGACCAAUAAUCCACACGUGAACCAAAACCUCCCGAAUCCGUAGGGUACAGACCACCUCUGGAUUUUAUUAACAAAGAGUUCAGAGUAUUCCCGUCUAGACCUCCGCUAAAAUGGCUGAAGAAAACCCUCCUCCUCUCAAACAUUUCCUGACCUGCAGUGUGUGCACUGAGAUCCUCAAGGACCCGGUGUCUCUGGGCUGUCACCACAGCUUCUGUUCCAGCUGUCUCCAGGACUUCUGGGGCCAAGCGGAGAACAAGAACUGUCCCGUCUGUAAGAGGAAAUCCUCAAAGGAGCUAGUCGUUAACUUUUCCAUCAAGGAGCUCGCUGACUCCUACGCUGGAAGACAGAGGUCUGCCCCCUCUGAAGAGGCCCAGGUGGUCUGCACUGAACCCUCCCAGAGGUCUGCCCCCUCUGAUGAGGACCAGGGGGUCUGCACUGAGCACUUAAAGGAUAUCAAGUGGUUCUGUAAGGAGGAGCAGAGAGCUGUGUGUCAUGUGUGUGAGUUCCCUCACCACCAGGGUCACACGGUGGUUCCUCUAGAAGAACAAGUCCAGGAGCUGAAGCAGCAGCUGAGACCUGACCUCAGGGCUCUACAGGCCAGGAGGAGCAGACACCAGGAGCUGGAGGAGACGUAUGAGGCCAUGGUUCCUCACCUCAAGGGACAGCGGGUGAAGACCGAGAGGCGGAUCAGAGCAGAGUUUGAACAGCUUCACCGGUUCCUGAGAGAGGAAGAGAAGGCCAGAGUGGCGGUCCUGAGAGAGGAAGAGGAGCAGAAGAGGAAGAGGAUCCUCCUGGAGAGGAAGACCCUUCAAGAAGCAGACCUGCAGAAGGACGGCCUGUCGUUCCUCAGCGCUUCCACGCGCUCCCGGACCAGCGCCAGAGCCCUGCUCUCCGGUUCUGAUCCCCAGCUGCUUCCUGGAGCGCUGCUGGACGAGGCCAAACACCUGGGAAACCUGGCCCACAGAGUCUGGGAGGAGAUGGGGCAGAGGACCACCUUCAGCCCCGUUAUUCUGGACCCAAACACUGCGGCACGCUCACUCUCUCUGUCUGAUGAUCUGACCAGCGUGAGAUGUAGCGAUGUAACCCAGAAGGUUCCUAACAACCCAGAGAGGUUCACUAGGUACCGUAAUGUUCUGGGCUCUGAGGGCUUCAGCUCAGGGGAGCACUGCUGGGAGGUGGAGGUGGGAGACCUUCCUAUAUGGAGAAUAGGUGUUGCUAAAGAGUCAGUGGAGAGGAAAGGAGAGUGUACUGGUUCACCAGCUAAUGGAAUCUGGUGUUUACUCCACCGCAGUGGAAAGUACACUCAGGGUACUGGUAAAACCCUGACAUUGAAGAGGACUCCAGAGAGGAUCAGAGUCCAGCUGGACUAUGAUGGAGGGGAGGUGUCCUUCUACGACACUGAAGACAUGACUCUCAUCUACACCCAUCAACACACUUUCACUGACAACAUCUUCCCUUACUUUGGUGUUGGAGCAGCAGGUGAAGCCCGGACCAAAGAUGUUAGAGUGUGUGGGGUCUCCUCACGCACUAAACCAUGUAAAUGAAUGUAACCUUGUCAGAUCUGUUUGCCUGCUAGAGUCUCUGGUAUAUAGAAACACAGUAUCCUCUCUCUCUCUCUCUCUCUCUCUCUCUUUCUCUCUCUCUCUCUCUCUCUCUCUCUCUCUCUCUCUCUCUCUCUCUCUCUCUCUCUCUCUCUCUCUCUCUCUCUCUCUCUCUCUCUCUCUCUCUCUCUCUCUCUCUCUCUCUCUCUCUAAUAUAAUCAGGUAAUAAUCUAAGAGUAGAACAAAGAAACAAAUCAACAGGUAUAUUACAACAAAAUAAUAUGAGUCCACCUUGUGGUCAAUGUAUGGAAUGACACAUAUAGUCCACAGAGCAAGAAAACACUGCCUGCAGUUACAUAUAUAUAUAUAUAUAUAUAUAUAUAUAAUGUAUAUAUAUAUAUAUAUAUAUAUAUGUGGAUCAAUAUAUCUAGUUGUGUAUAUAUAUGAGUAUAGUAUCAUAGACGGUAGAGGAUGGUCAGUGAAGGUCUCAGUGCAGCCUGUGGAUCAUUAACAGUGUGGGAUGUGUGUGUUUAACACAAUAUUGUUGUGUUAACACCUACACAAGAAUCACAUGGGGAAAUAAUAAUCAUCUAUCAAACGGUUGGUUGUGUAAUUCUAUUACUCUUGGUUUUAGUCAAUGCUGUUCAUUCCUGUCUGUGUAUUAGUCUCUACCCUCACUGUUUGGGACGUAUCGGUUUAUACAUAUUCACGCAAGGUAUAGAAAGGUGUUAGGGUUUGAUUCCAGGGUUUAGGGUUUAGUAACAGAGGAAAUCAAUCAGAACAUAAUGAUGAAUUAAUUAUUAUGCUAUUAAUUAUUAUGAAUAGUGAUUAUUCAGAUCACUGUGAUUCCAUUCCCGUUAACCAACUAAAAGUUAUUUCUUACAAUAAACAUGUGUCGGCCUGUU